UAGAGCAAGAGCCUAAUCGACCGUUUUAAGGAAGGCAUCACAUUGGAUAUUCUGAACCGAAAAUCAGGAACUCGAAUUCAGUACUCAAAGCCACUUGCCACCGUUUAUCGRGAAUAUCUCCAUCAGAAUUCAGUGCCAUUAGUCAAAUCGUGAAAAUGAAGUACUGACACGUGUAUGUUUAUCGUUGAUCUAGAAUAUUUUGUAGGUCCCACAUGAUCAUUUGCCGCUGCGAUAAAAUGCCAUAUUCCACAUCAACAGUGAGAGAUGGAUGGAUGAAUUGUUUUCGGUAAGUGUACGUUAGUUCAUCGCUCGAGACUAAAUUGUAAUAGGACAGCUCCGUAUCCGUCUUAAACGAGACGAACUGGAAAAAGCCCGAAUAUUUUGCUUUGUUUUAACAGAAAAGCUCCUGAGCUCUUCUCUCUUCGCACAAUCGCACUUGGGUUUCGGUUGUCUCUUAUCGCACUCCUGAUUGAAGAAAAGAUUUGGAACAGAUUACAGAAGGACGUCUCUGCCUUCCUCUGGACUCUGGAGCCAGGCGACAAGGAGAGACAAUUCAAGCUCAAGGUACGCUUCUUUGUCUCCUUCCUCUUCUCUUUAUCCAUCUUUUUUCAAUAUGCCAAGACGGGAGCUGUUUGUGUCACAUACGGAAACGGAGUUCAUUGUGUCAGAUUCCGGUUAGUGUUCUUUUUAGUUCUUAGAGCCACGCUACAUCGGUUGGAUCGUCGUCGGUUUCCGUCAGCGAAACGAACCGAAAUUUGGACUCCGCCGUUUAUUCCGGCUGCAAAGAUAUUGGUAAAAUAAGGGUGAAGAUGCUGCUAAGCAUGAAGAAGACGUCCUACUCGUGGUGGUUUGACAGUCACAGCAGCCAAAGACGCUCUCCAUGGCUCCAGUCCACUAUUUCUGAGCUUGACGAGAAGAUACUGGCUAUGUUGAAACUGAUUGAAGAAGAUGCAGACUCCUUUGCAGAGAGUGCUGAGAUGUAUUGUAAGAAGCGGCCAGAGUUGGUUAACAUGGUUGAGGGUUUAUACCGGGCCCACCGCUCCUUAGCAGAGCAAUUUGAUMAGCUCAAGUUAGAAUCUGGGAUCCGCCAAAUAACACCACCAGGAUGCCCUUUCAACGGCAGAUACCAGACAUGCAAAUUAAGAAGAGAUGGGGAGAUAUCCUAUGACAGCUACUCUGAUGCUUUUGAUUUUGAGGAUUCUGGGGAGUCUGAAGUUGAUGACCCUGAACAAGAAGAAAAAACCCAAGCCCAAGAUGACAGAGAAAUGAGGGAAGAAGAAGUUUCUAGUCGAGCUGGUGACAGUGUCAGCGAAAUAAUGAAGCUGAGAGAAGAACUAGAGAGACUCAAGGAGGAAAAUAGGAUCCAAACAGACCAGCUAAUGGAGAAAGAUGAGGAGAAGAGGGAGGUCAUAAGACAGCUUAGUUUAUCUGUAGAGGUCAUGAAGAAGGAAAGUACAGAUUUGAGGAAGACUGUAGCCAAAGCCAAGGGUUCAUCCAAGGGGAGUCUCUUUGAACUUGGCAGGUUGAAGGCAGCCUUCUCAAUGAAGCUAUUUUAACGGGUCUCUGAAACCCCAAACUAGUCUUCUAGGAAAAGCGGAAAACUAUUCCUUGUCCAGAAAACAAUGUAGUCUAUAGAACAUCCCUCAUAUAUAAACAGAAAUAGGGUAUACAAUUUCACAGAAAUUACACCUUCCUUUUGCUGUGGUCUUAGGUUAGAAUUGUUGAGUUUCUCACUUUUUUUAUUGGGGUUUUCCCUUUUCAAUAGGCUUUCAGAGUCAAUCAUAUAGUAUAAUUUUGAGUUCAAUUGAAUAUGUUCUUUCUAGAUGGCUUCCCAAUUACUGACCUUGGGAAAAGGUUUCACUUUCAUCACUGGGCGCAUCUAUAGUGUUUAAAUGUUGUAUUUUAUUCCAAAGCAACUUUAUAUUGUGUUUUUUUCUUCAUAAGUAGCUUUAUACUUUUAUCAUUAGAUGCAUCACUACAUUGUCAGAAGGAUGAAAUGAUAUGUCCUAAUUUAGGACGCCAUGAACACAAAAGAAGCGCUAUCAAUAAAACCUUUUACAGCGGAUAACAUAGUUAAAUUUGUUUAAUUUCAGCUCCUCUUCAAUCUUCACCUACAUGUUUUUUACUCUUUCUUGGUACACCAGGAAUGAUUUAAACAGCAGGCGUGAAAGUAAAAGUCCUCUAGGCUCUAGUACAUGGUUCUAUUUAAGGUGUCCCCAGUCCCCCUACUGGGCUCCUCCUCUGUUGGUCGCUGUGUCACAAGGCGGCCAGAAGGUUGUGUGGCUGCCUGGUUUCCCUCUCUUAUAAUGUGGCUCAAAACGACAUCAAUCAAGUACUGGCUUGUUGGCCCCAGUUGGGGCCUUGGUAAGGCAUUUGACUAACUGGGCAAAGGUGAAAUGACAGUGCCGACCGGCCGAGGUUGGGAAAUGUGUGAGGUUGGUGGUGUCCCAUUGUGCGGUGUGGGGCUUUACUCUGGGUCCGUGGCAGCUUUGAACAACUCUCAGAUGGGUCUCUCUGUCUCUAGACAUCUAGACUCUAGAGUCUAGACCUUUGGAACUACGAAUCAUCUCUGAGAUAUGGCUUAGUUGAUUGGAAGACAGAUUGUGAGGAACUCUCAGCCUCUUACCCUGUAAGCUGAACCUCCAUGGUUGAGUUUUGGAAAACAGGCAGGACCCUUAUUCACAUGUUGUCUCUGACUCUGAUGUUUACACAGAACCAUGUGAGCCACCCAAAUCAUUUAGCUAAAGUCCAUGCAACUGACCCACCUUCUCUCUUAAGUGUCAUAGAUCAAGACAAGAGAUAAACCAAAAAUUUUAAUUAUUGCGUAAACAAACCCACCAGCAGGAAUACCAAAGAAACACAGAAACCUCCCUUAAAUCCCUCAAUUUAAUACAAGACAAGAGAUAAACCAAAAAUUUUAAUUAUUGCAUAAACAAACCCACCAGCAGGAAUACCAAAGAAAUACAGAAACCUCCCUUAAAUCCCUCAAUUUAAUAGAAUAAAUUACAACCAAUUAUAAAAUUAAAACAAACAAAAAUAAGCAUAUAAUACAGCAGGAUUCAGGAAUGCCAAACCCAUACGUCUUACCUACAUCACAAACAACACCAUGUACUAGAAGUUUUAAGGGAGAGAAGAAAUUGAAGAUCUACAGGCAUGAAAUGAGAAUUGGGG
Nelumbo nucifera (sacred lotus) is the source of this 3171-nucleotide messenger RNA. NCBI's taxonomy places the organism in Eukaryota, Viridiplantae, Streptophyta, Magnoliopsida, Proteales, Nelumbonaceae. The record is from RefSeq and is a predicted model, not a curated record.